CGGGGAGCAGCCGAGUGCACGGCCUCCCGCGGCCUAGAGCGUAACCGGAAGUGCCGCGCCGCCGCGCUGGGGAUCGAGCGCUUCCGGCGAACGGUGGGGCUGGAGGCAGGUGUCCCCACUCCUGGUGCUUCUGCAAGGCACAGCAAGGAGAGCCCGCAGGCCUGGGUCUCCAGAACACCAUGGACAGGGCUACCCUGGUGGACACACAUGCAGCUUCCCUGGCACCGGCAUCAGGUGACAGCCAGGCUUCUGGCUGUGCCGCUUCAGUGGCCGAGCGUGGGGCGCAGGCGCAGAGCGCAGAGCUGACGGUAAGGCAGGAGGCUUUGGAGGAAGAAGGGACAUGGCAUGGAGAGAGCACACAGGGGCCUCCCUGGACACAUGAGCCCCCGGACCGCUGUGGGAACGAGGGGGCCAGAGACAGCCCCAGAGGUUCCCCUAGGGUUCCAGAGGUUUCUAAGACACCCGGAGGGGAUACUGGCCAUGAGAGCAGUGCGCCGCCGGGGUCAGAGGCCGCCCUGAGAGCUCUACCGGACACGGGCGGAAGAGGCCCUGGGAGGGGGCGGCCUUACCAGUGCAGCACCUGCGACCGUAGCUUCAAAUGCUAUUCGGAUGCGGCGAAGCAUCAGAGCAUUCACUCCGGGGAGAAGCCAUACUCCUGCAGCGACUGCGGGAAGGCCUUCAUCCACAGCUCACACGUGGUCCGCCACCAGCGCACGCACCACGGGGAGAAGCCCUAUGUGUGCAAGGAGUGCGGGCGGGCCUUCAGCCAGAGCUUCAACCUGGUGCGGCACCAGCGGACUCACACAGGCGAGAAGCCGUAUGGCUGUGCCGAGUGCGGCAAGGCCUUCGGGCAGCGCUCCGACGCCGCCAAGCACCAGAGGACGCACACGGGCGAGCGGCCGUACGCCUGCAGCGAGUGCGGCAAGGCCUUCCUGCACAGCUCCAACGUGGUGCGUCACCAGCGCACACACCGCGGCGACAGCCCCUAUGAAUGUCAGGAGUGUGGCCAGGCCUUCAGCCAGAGCUCCAACCUCCUACAGCACCGGCGAGUGCACACGGGCGAGAAGCCGUACGCCUGCCCCGAGUGCGGCCGCGCCUUCAGCCGCAGCUCCUUCCUCAGCGAGCACCGGCGCAUCCACACGGGUUUGGUAAAGAGACAGCAAAUCUGUGAAGAGCACAACUCUAGUCAAAGCAGAAAGGAGCAGGAAGCUGCAGGAGCAUCUCUGGCCGGCCCACAGCCGACCUCCUGGGGCUUCAGGAGAACCAGAUAACGUCAAUUUAGAAACAUGGUCCUUCAAAAGGAACUUCUAUUUUUAUUUUUUUUAAGAUUUUAUUUAUUUAUUCAUGAGAGACACAGAGAGAGGCAGAGACACAGGCAGAGGGAGAAGCAGGCUCCACGCAGGGAGCCUGAUGCGGGACUCGAUCCCAGGAACCUGGGGUCAUGCCCUGAGCUGAAGGCAGACGCUCAACCACUGAGCCACCCAGGGAUCCCGUUUUAUCACAAUUAAAAGAAACACAAAAUAAAGGCUUCUGGAACUUUCUGACAUUUUCCAUGAGAGAAAAAGAGAGCUGGAACGGAACAUCAGGCACAGAGGGAAACCGAGCCUCCGCCCCAGCAUGAGGCUGAACACAGUUGGCCCAGGAGCCGAAUCCACGGCACACGUGUUUCCAUCCGGCGGACCAAGCGGCUCCGUAAAAUGUCAGCAGUGUUCACCGUUUGGAUCAUGUCCUCCUUACAACCGCAUUUCUGCCACCUGCACAAAUCAGCAACCUGGAGGGUGUGAGCCUUGAUGCACACAUGCCCACGCGGAGGUGAGCACACACCUCCCAGCGGGGACACGCAGGGUGCCUGCGGGAGGCCUCAGCCCACCUCCCCGGCCUCUCCUCGGAGACUAUAGAAAACUAGUAAACUCAACUUGACAUAGCUCUGAGAACACAUCAAAUUAAACAAGUCCCCUAGUUCAAGGCCAGGCGCCUCAUUCAAAAUGAAUAUGAAACACAUGAAAUACACUCAGAGCGACGUAAGUCAAGCUACCGGAUUCUAAAGCGCACAUCCCAGUCAGCGCGAGGCGAGCCCUGCGCCGGCCUCGCUCACAGCUCACAGCACCAGACGGUUCAAAGGAGACUCCACCUCAGGCUCGCCAUCAGGCUUCCUCUUUGUCUCCCUGGACAAAAGGAGCUUUUCAGGCUAUCACCUGAUACAAGAAGGAGGCAGAGAACAAACAGGAGAGGGAGAGAAGGGUCAGGGACAACACGGUACCUCCUGCUGUGUUAACCACGUUUGGUUUUAUUCUUUGGAAAACACGUGCUUACACCUACUGUUACCAACUUUACAAUUGUUUCUCGCAAAAUCAUUUAUUUCAAACAAAAACAAAGCCAAAAAGGGACCAAUGGCAGCUGAGAGAGGGCAGGCCUUUAGGCUUCUGUCUACAUUCUAGUUGGACUGGAGUCUUCCUUCUUCUUCUUUUUUUUUUUUUUAAAGAUUUUAUUUUAUUUUUUCACAAAAGACACAGGUAAAGAGAGGGGCAGAGGGAGAAGCAGGCUCCAUGCAGGGAUCCCGGGUCUCCAGGGUCACGCCCUGGGCCAAAGGCGUCGCUAAACUGCUGAGCCACCCGGGCUGCCCUGGAUUCUUGCUUCUGCUAGAGUCAAAGCAAAGUCUAAACACAGGGGUGCAGGUCCCAGCCCCACGGCGGAGGACCCUCCCAGCACUCACCUCGUCCUCUCCGGCCUUACCCCCCCUCCUCCAGAGAAAGAGGGCUGUGAACAAACCCUACCUGAUAACAAGAUUAUCCUGGCCCGGAUUCUCUUUUGAGAUGGAGGAUGUACUUUCAAGCACCGCUGCAAGCCCCAAGAUGACCGGGCAUCCAUUCCCCAUGAGCAUGUUCCCGUCACCAUCAGUGGUUAGAACUUCUGUGAAAACACCAAAAAGGCCACCACUGAUGUGGCCCCUGAGAUGUGAGACGCGGUCCAGGUCACCCUGACCCCCUGCCCGUGGCUGCCCACCCCCCCCAGCAUCCGGCCAGCGGGCAACCACACCCACCCCUCCGAGGCCUGAUCCCGCCCCGCAUAC
Messenger RNA from Canis lupus familiaris (dog), 3070 nucleotides. Its product is annotated as zinc finger protein 696-like. Gene Ontology annotation, cellular component: nucleus. Bases 180 to 1271 code for a protein of 363 amino acids. The transcript has 4 exons. The record is from RefSeq and is a predicted model, not a curated record. Gene Ontology annotation, molecular function: RNA polymerase II cis-regulatory region sequence-specific DNA binding; DNA-binding transcription factor activity, RNA polymerase II-specific. NCBI's taxonomy places the organism in Eukaryota, Metazoa, Chordata, Mammalia, Carnivora, Canidae. Gene Ontology annotation, biological process: regulation of cytokine production; central nervous system development; regulation of immune system process.